GUUUCAAAUGUAUAAUAACCAGAAAUAGAUGGAGUCCACAGUUUGCCCAGAGUCCACGGUUGUCCCCUGGUGAGUCCCCGGGCCUCAGUUUGGGAACCCUCUGCAGCAGUCACAGUUGACGUGAGGGUGAUUAAAAAUGAAGCGCUAUAGAAACCAGCAGGCCAAUGAAGGCGCAGGGAGCUGUUUACAAGGGGGGUGUACCGUUUCUAUGGUUGCUGGACAAACCUCCUGCAACCAGGUAUUAAACUGCCUCCCCGACGGAUCCUGCAGCCCGCUAUAACACCCGUUAUAAAGACCUCCACGGAUGAGAAGAGGCGGCCAGCGCAGCGCCAAACUCUCAGUCCACAGGAAUUUCUCUUUUUCCUUCUUUCACUCUCGAGCUGGAGACAGGUGCGCUCAGAGCUGCUGCACGGUCAGAGCUCCAGCAGGAUUUUAAAGGUCUCUCUUCUCAACAUUUCAGCUGACUGAGGGUGGUGUUGGCGAGAGGAGGAGGAGAAGGAGCUGGGUGACAAAGAGGAGAGAAGUGUUUGUGAGAGUCAUGUUGUCACUGAGCUGUGCCGACCCGUGGCCUGAAGGCUCGGUGGGUCUGGAGGAGGAGGUGGUGACCGCCGCUGCCCAGGCUGAGGAGCGGGACAGCGCCAACAACACCAGCAGCACCGGCAGCUGCUGCAGCAGCUCCGUCAACCUGGACGACAGCCUGACCAGCCUGCAGUGGCUGCAGGAGUUCUCCAUCCUCGGUGCCAACGUGCCGCAUCAGGCCCACCACCAGCCGCACCUGUUCGGCCAGCAGCCGCACGGCUCCGACGCCCCGGCCUCCCCUCUAGCCGGGGACCCCGCCUCCAUGGGGAUGCCCCUGACCCCAGGGAAGCCUACAGCUGCGGCCUACAGCAGGAUGCAGAGCCUCCCCAGCAUCGUGGCGCACGGGCACUGUCCCGAUGAGGUGGACUACAAGACGAACCCGCACAUCAAGCCCCCCUACUCCUACGCCACGCUCAUCUGCAUGGCCAUGCAGGCCAGCAAGAAGACCAAGAUCACUCUGUCCUGCAUCUACAAGUGGAUCACAGACAACUUCUGCUUCUACCGGCACGCUGAUCCCACCUGGCAGAACUCCAUCCGUCACAACCUGUCGCUCAACAAGUGCUUCAUCAAAGUGCCGCGGCAGAAAGACGAGCCAGGCAAAGGUGGCUUCUGGAAGAUCGACCCGCAGUACGCUGAGCGCCUCCUGAGCGGCGCUUACAAGAAGAGGCGGAUGCCCCCGGUUCAGAUCAACCCGGCCUUUCAGAACAGGCUCAGGGUCAACCUCCAGCCGCAGUCCAGAGGCCUCUUCAGCCACACAGGAGGUUUAAACAGCCUGUCCAUGAACCCAGAGUCCAGCAGGCUCCUUCAGGAGUUCGAGGAGGCGACCGGUGCCGACCAGAACUGGGAUCCUCAUCUGGCUGAGGGGACGAUGCUGGGCUCCUGGCCCACCGUCAGAGGAAGGAGCGGGCUGAAGAGGAAGCAGGCUCAAGGCUUCAGGAACGGCGCCAAAGCCCUGCGACGUUCCAGCUCCCCUCUGCUCUCCACGGACGACCCGAAAGAGCUCGGACCUCUGAAGGGGGACUUCGACUGGGACGCCCUGCUGGACUCGGCCCUUAAUGGGGAACUCAGUUUAGACGGUGGAGACUCGCUGAGCCCCAUCAUCAAAGAGGAGGACCUGAGCAUCCGGGGGACCCACAUGUCUCCUAUCGAACCCCCUGCAGGUGGAGCAGACAUCCACGUGUUGGUGGAGACCCAGAGGAACAAUGACGUCACAAACUUUGAUGAGGAGACCUUCCUCGCCACGGCGUUCCUGGAGAGCCCCUGGCCUGAGGAAGAGGAGCAAGGCCGCAAUGACUUACUUUGUAGCUCUGCAGUCAACCUGGACCAACUGUUUGACCUCGGAGACUCACUCGGGGGAGAUCCAAGCACCCGGAUUGACACCCUGCUCUGAGGAAGUGUUGCUUCCAGGACUUCUUCCACACUAAAGACUCGCGGUUACCCAACAGGGGAAUAACAGACUGCUUUUUUACACUCAAGUAACAUUUAUCAUCUCAAGAUGUUCAAGUGUUUUUAGAAUGACAUGUUUAUGCAGGAUGUUCAUCCUCAAUGCAGACUGGAACAUGAUGCCACAGCAGGAACUCAGAUUUAGGGCAUCACUAACUCGUCCCAACCAAGAACAUGCUCACACUAAUGGACAACAUUAGCUUCCUGUGCUUCUGUGUCCUCUGAACAGGGAGUGAACUGAGGAGUUUGUUGCAGAUUAUUAGUGUUGAGGAGCUGGAUGCAGUACUACAAUGCCACUCAGCCCUGCAGAGAGCUCGUCUGUGCAAACACAGGACCGCAGCACGAAUAAGAAGAGACAACACGGUCUCUGUUUACAUCGUAUCGAGUGUGUUCAUGUGUACGUAGAGCUGAAGGCAUCUGAUCCACAUAGUGAUGAAAGAAGCAUCAUUCAGAACCAGGCGAUGAUCAUUAGAGGUGCGUUCUGUUAGCCGGGAUGAAGGAUUUAUAAAUAUGACUGUAUAUAUCGUGACAGCAGCACUAAGAGAAAGAUUAAUGAGUAUGUGCCAAAUGACGUUUGGUGUAGACGUGAUUUUCUGAACAUUUUUUGGAUUCUUGUUUUUUGGUUUUGGGUUUUUUUGUACUAACUGUUCUCUUUAUGCAUUUUACAAAAUGACUUAGUUGCAGUUUAAUAGCUCAAAUGUGAUUAUGCAGCGUGUGUAUGGAGACGUUUCUGCUUCAUGUCAGACUGAGAUAUCCUCUGAAGUACUUAAAACAUUUCUGUGAUGCAGCAGUGGAGGUCACAGGAGUUCAACGUACAUGAAACACCUGGAGGCGAGUUUCUCCAACAAAGAUCCAGUAAGACCUCAAAGUGGUGACUUUAUAAAGCGCCUCGUAAAUGAAUACCUGACCUUCUCCGUGCCAAGAACAACACUUGGAACUCGACAGUGUUUUUAAUCACAAAGAGGAAACGUCUGUGUUAGGAGCUGCAUCAACAAAACACCAAAUCCCUCCACACACACACACACACACACACACACACACACACUGAAGCGCUGCAGUUUCUCCUCCUGUCCUCCUGUAAAUGUGUGAAAGUGCAAUCAUUGUACAGUGAUACCUGUUGUAUAUGACAUCAGCUGUAGAAGUGUGUCCAUGCUGUUUACAGUGGAGAGGUCUCCCUCUGUUGUGUUCUUGGAGGUGUGAACUCACUCCUCCAGGACAAAGGGUUCCUCUGAAGGACCAAGAAACCUGGACCGUGAUUGUGUAUUAGCUCUUCUUAGAUGAAAUAACACUUUUAAACAGUAGUUGAGUUUUCAUGUGACCUCAUGAUUGGGUUUGUAAAGUCAGAGAAAGUGUCUGGACUCAUUUCCUGUUUUUAUUUCUUUUUCACAAAUAAAGAAAAAUGAGAUUUAUGACAA
Molecule: messenger RNA, 3437 nt
Organism: Notolabrus celidotus (New Zealand spotty)
Lineage: Eukaryota; Metazoa; Chordata; Actinopteri; Labriformes; Labridae
Gene: foxj1a
Product: forkhead box J1a
Exons: 3
Coding region: 539-1969 (476 amino acids)
Biological process (GO): regulation of DNA-templated transcription
Molecular function (GO): sequence-specific DNA binding; DNA-binding transcription factor activity
Source: RefSeq, a predicted model, not a curated record